UGAUUAGUAUUGUUGAAUGUCGUGUUCAAUGUGUUGUGGGAAUUCCCUUUUACUGUUGUAAAUGUUUUGCCGGGAUAUGUUCUAACCUUGGAUUUUCGUUAUAAUCAGGAAAGUGGAAUUUAUUCCAGCGAGUAUUGCUUCGAACGUUACCCACUAUAAUUCUAUUCCGCGAUCACUCUAUUCAAUAUUCCGUUACCGGAUUGAUCAGUUACCAUAUACCUUCAACCGCACAGUAUUAUAAACUUUAUCAUUAAAGAUACAUUUUAUAACCAUUAUCCGCGCACGUGUUAUCCUAUCAUCGUGGUUAGCGAAUUUAGUGGAGUUCAAUUUGUGGCGUUAACGGCACACCAAAGCAGCGUAGCUCUUAGAAGAAUUUGGGAGUUACAUUAGUUCGAAUUUAGUUCGAAUUCUACUCGUUUGCAUCGUCAGAAUCAACGCUCUAUUGUGCUUCAACAGUAAUAGUAUCCCGCUAGCCUUGUGUGCGGCGCGUUGUAAACUGGUUCAAAUCUCAUCACGGCGCGGCGAUAAACGCGACCUCGGCCAAUAAACAUUGUCUAUCGCGAACCUUCAACUCGCAAUGGAACAAUCUAUAGCAAUCGACGACCUAAAGAAGGCUCGUAGCAGCGCAAAGGCCAACGUAACGCGCAAAGUGAAUCGGAUUUCGGAGUCGAUGCUUUCAAGCGACAGUGUUGACGUUGUCAAGGAAAUGUCAAUAGAAUUACAACAUGCUACAAGCGAAUUUAAGGCUGCUCAUGAGGCAUACAACAAACAAUUAACGAAUGAAGACGAUUUGGAUCAGUCUGCCAGCUAUUUUCAUACCGUGUUAGAACAAGUGCGCGCCAUAGAAACACAAAUGCAAUCGUGGCUCAAACAACAAUGCAUUGACGUAAUCGUACAUCCGGAAGACUCAGCUAGCAACGUGGCAUCGUAUACCUCCUCGCGCGCUAAGUCUAAGACCAGCUCGACAAGAAGCUCAGCAAGCGCGAAAGCAAGAGCGGCAGCCAAGAUAGCAGCGCUUGAAGCUAAAGCUGCGUCUAUCCAAGAAAGGCAAGAGCUCGAACUCGAAGAGCUUAAACUAAAUCAAAGAAAAGCCAAACUCGAACUUAGGACUGAGUUAGUGGUCGCUGAAGCUGAACAAAGAGCCUACGAAGAAAGCGAAAUCGAGGAAAUACGCAGUCGUAACGGCAAAAGUGUUUUGCAUAGUUCGCCACCGGUCCAGCGCAAGUUAAAUCUCACCGACCAACGACUCGAGAAUGCCCCAAAGGUUUCUUCAAGUCCCGAAGCUAAGCCCGCUGCCGUAGACAUGUCUGCACGUCAAACACUCAACCCUGAAGCCCCCGAAUGGCGCGCUGUAACGCCGCAGGGCUACGAACGCUCGUACGUCAACGACCUUUCUCAAUCGGAUAAGUUUCGCGAGGAAUCGUUCCAAGCGCUAAUGACAACGCAAGAACGUCAGAAUGGGGUGCUACAGCAGCUAGUCCAACAGCAACAAGAAAGCGUAAUGGCGCUCACCUUACCACGACCCAGUUUACAGACGUUUAACGGCGAUCCCCUAGGUUACUGCGACUUUGUGCGUGCGUUUGAACAUCUGGUAGAGCGCAAGGCAAACGACCCCAGCGCAAGACUCUACCUUUUAGUGCAGCACACUUCCGGAAGCGUGCAGGAAUUGAUGCGAAGUUGUCUGUCCAUGCAGCCAGAGGAGGGAUAUAGAGAAGCGCGACGCUUGCUUAAGGAGCGAUACGGUCAGAAAUACAAGAUCGCCGCCGCGCACGUACAGAAACUCAUCAACGGGGCCCCCAUCAGAACAGAGGACGGCGAGGAGCUGCAGAGAUUCUCCAUCCAGCUGGUGAGUUGCACCAACACAUUGAAGGAAAUUGGUUACAUAGGGAAACUGGACAAUCCAGAAAACCUAAAGAAAAUCGUCGAUCGCCUGCCGUACCCACUUCGCGCGAAAUGGCGAGACGCGGUGGACCGUAUUGUGGAAAAAGAAGAAAGAGACGUGACAGUCAAGGACCUAACAGAUUUCGUGACGAUGAAGGCCAGAGCAGCCAGCCAUCCUGUGUUCGGUAAACUUGAAAGAGCGUCAGACAAAAUCACCGGCCCAGGAAAUCAACGACCACGCCGUAGUGCCAACGGUUUCGCAACGCAAGGGGGCGAGCAAACCUCGACCGAAGCCAGAGAAAAGUGGUGCCCACUGUGUAAGAUGGCCCACUGGCUGUCACGCUGCGAAAAGUUCCGGAAGCAAUCGUUGGCCGAAAGAAGACAAGUAGUCAGAAACAGCAAACUGUGUCUCAACUGUCUACUGCCAGGACAUUUUGUUAAUGCGUGUCCCAAACCCAGUUACUGCAAGGUGCCAGAAUGUGAAACAAAGCACUCGACGUUUCUGCAUCCGAGGUCCGAGAAGACGCCCGAACACGAUGCUGAUGCAACACCCCCUGUAGACGUAGAAACCAGUCAAGAGAGCGUAGCCAACGGAAACAGUACGCCAGCAGACGAAACCCCUACACAAGCCGAUAGUUUGUACGUUCGAAUGUCGACCAAACCCAACGCGCCAAGAUACGAUUCUGUGACAGCGCUGGCCAUCGUUCCUGUUCGCGUCAAGGCAUCUGGCCAUGGUGCAUCUAAGACGGUGGAAACGUAUGCAUUCUUGGAUUCGGGCUCGAAUACAUCAUUCUGCACCGAAGCCCUGCUCGACCAACUCGACCUUCAAGGCCGCAAGACGAGUCUGUCGCUGACGACGAUACAAGGUAAAAACUCGCUCGUGCAGUGCUCCCAGGUGAGUCUUGAAGUGUCUUCACUGGAUUCAGCAGCACAGCCCGUUAAUAUGCCAGUGGUGUAUUCACGACCAUCUCUACCAAUCUCCCGCGACGCCAUCAGUAACCAGGAAGAUGUAAACCGCUGGCCACAUCUUGAAGGAUUAUCCUUGCCAGAGAUCGACGCCGAAAUCGGCCUGCUUAUCGGAAGCGACGUCCCCGAAGCAAUACAACCAAUGGAAGUACGACAAAGUGAGAGCGGAGGACCUUUCGCGACUCGGACCAUCCUAGGAUGGGUACUCAAUGCCCUCUUGAGCACUGCUCGUCUUGAGCAGCAAUUCCAGGACUAUUGCAACUUGGAGUUCAACGACUCGUCCUACGAUGCCAAACAGUCAAUGUCGCAAAAUGACAAGAGAGCGCUGGAAAUCAUGGAGGAAAGCGUCCAAUUGAAGGAGGGUCAUUACGAAAUCGGGCUGCCAUGGAAGAGUCAUCCGCCGCAACUCAAAAACAACAGACCGGUAGCGGAAAGACGACUAAGUCUUUUGAAGAAGCGUCUUCAACGAGAACCAGAAGUACACGAGAAGUACAAGGGCUUCAUGAACGAUCUUAUCAAGAAUGAUUACGCCAGCAAAGUCGAGAACCGCGAAGUCGACCAGUCAAGCAUUCGGUGGUACCUGCCACAUCACCCCGUGUUCCAUCCUCAGAAACCCGACAAGGUGAGAGUGGUAUUCGACUGCUCAGCCAAAUAUCACCAGACGUCUCUCAACGACCAGCUCUUACAGGGGCCGGACCUUACCAACUCGCUUGUUGGCGUCUUGACAAGAUUUCGCGAGGAGCGCGUGGCUAUGAUGUCGGAUGUCGAGGCCAUGUUCUACCAAGUCCGUGUCCCUUCUGAAGAUCGUAAGGCUCUGAAAUUCCUGUGGUGGCCGGACGGCGACCUGGAUCAACCAGUGCAGGAGUACGAAAUGAACGUACACCUAUUCGGAGGUGCCUCAUCGCCCAGCUGCGCAAACUUUGCCCUGCGGAGAACCGCCCAAGAUAACAAGGCCGAAUUCGACCCAGAAACAACCGAAACUGUCGAAAGAAAUUUCUACGUUGAUGACUGCUUGAAGUCCAUUCCAACAGAUCCGGAAGCGGUGAGAUUGGCAAACCAACUGCGGGAAUUGUUGGCAAGGGGAGGAUUCAGAUUAACGAAGUGGACGUCCAACUCUAAAGCCGUGCUGGAGUCAUUACCAGAAUCAGAAAGAUCGGAGCAAGUCAAGGACAUGAACUUGGACAAAUCUCCUAUUCAGAGAGCCCUGGGUGUUCGCUGGAACGUAUCAUCAGACAAAUUCGGUUUCAGUAUUGUAGUGAAAGACCGUCCCGCAACCAGACGAGGCAUUUUGUCGGUGGUCAGUUCCGUUUUCGAUCCGCUGGGAUUUGUCGCUCCGUUUGUCCUUAAGGCGAAACAAAUCCUGCAGGACUUAUGCCGCUUGAAGCUCCGUUGGGACGACCCAAUCCCGGACGAACACCUGGCCCGCUGGCAAUCGUGGUUGAAGGAACUGCCGAAGCUCGAGGAUGUGCAAAUAGAUCGGUGUCUCAAGCCUACCAAUGACGCCAAGAUCAGUUCGUUCCAACUGCAUCAUUUCUCUGAUGCGUCGCAAGAUGGCUAUGGAGCCGCCACCUACCUACGUGUAGAAGAUGAAGCCGGCAAUAUCAAGUGUUCGUUUGUAAUGGGGAAGUCCCGUUUAGCGCCAAUCAAACAAGUUACGAUACCUCGUCUGGAGCUUUCAGCAGCUGUUACAGCCACGAGACUGGAGAAGAUCUGUCGGGGAGAACUCACGCUCGAAGUGAACGACACGUUCUUCUGGACCGACAGCACGUGUGUCCUACGCUACCUACAGAACAAAGAUAAACGAUUUCAGACCUUCGUUUCCAAUAGAAUUUCUACGAUACUUGAUGCAUCUUCUACUUUCCAGUGGCAUUACGUCAACACCCUUGCCAAUCCAGCCGACGACGCAUCUCGUGGCGUGCCAGCGACACAACUCCAGCGAUGGAUACAGGGGCCGGAUUUCCUGAGCAAGCCAAGGGCCGCUUGGCCACAGCCACCCAGUGAUCUGAGCUUGGUCAUUGGAGACAACGACCCCGAGGUCAAGCGACAAUCCGCCACGUACACGAACAAAAUUUCUAAUCUACAUCCACUUGCAGAGUUAGUCAAGCAUUUCUCUUCUUGGAGUCGGCUGAAAAAGGUCCUAGCGCUGGUUUUGCGCUACCAGGCGAUCCUGAAACGUCGCGUCAUCCAGAAGAAGUUAAAUCCUGCUGAAGCGAUCGGGUUUUCAACGUCCAUCACGCCUAUUUCCGUGUCCGAAAUGGUCAACGCUGAGAAGGAAAUAAUUCGACAUGUGCAGCAAGAAUGUUUCAGCGAAGAACGAGAAUGCCUAGAAAGAAUAAACCAAAGUAGCGAUAAAGAUCGCAAGAACGUAACGGUUAAGAAAUCGAGCCGCGUGUUCCAGCUGGAUCCAGUAUUAAAGAAUGGGUUGGUACGUGUCGGCGGAAGACUGCGGAGAGCACCAAUAAACGACAACGCUAAACACCCUAUCAUCCUCCCGAAAGACCACCAUGUUAUUGGACUCCUUGUAAACCAUUACCACCACAUCGCGGGUCAUUCCGGCGUCGAGCACACGCUUUCCCUCAUCAGAGAAAGGUAUUGGAUCGUAGACGGAAGAUCAGCCGUGAAGAAGGUCAUCGGCAAGUGCCUCAGCUGUAAGAAACGUCAGUCAACAGUAUGCAAUCAAAAGAUGGCCGACCUGCCAGAAGACCGGGUAACGCCCUCGCUGCCACCGUUUACGUAUACAGGCGUCGACUGCUUCGGACCGUUCGAAGUAAAACGUGCGAGAAGUCGUGUCAAGCGGUACGGAGUGCUCUUCACUUGUAUGACAACACGAGCGAUCCAUCUAGAAGUGGCCCACACGUUGGACACCGACUCUUUCAUUGAUGCUCUCCGACGAUUCGUGGCAAGGCGAGGUCAACCUAUGGAGAUCCGCUCGGACAACGGAGGAAACUUCGUCAAGGGUGAACGAGUGCUAAGACAAGCCAUUGACGAAUGGAAUCAAGAACAGAUCCACGACUUCCUGCUUCAACGAAACAAGUGGACCUUCAACCCACCCGCUGGAUCUCACUUUGGUGGAGUGUGGGAGAGGUGCAUAAGAACCGUAAGGAAGGUCAUGAAGGCGCUGAUGACGGAACAAGUGCUUCACGACGAGAGCCUCAACACGUUGUUCUGCGAGGUAGAGUCCGUGGUGAACAGCAGACCGAUCACGAAGCUGUCAGAUGAUCCACGGGACGAAGAACCACUCACCCCAAACCACUUGCUUCUAUUACGUCACCAACCCGCCCUUCCACCCGGUGUUUUUGGAAAGGAAGAAAUCAGAACCGAAGGAGAUGGCGUCAAGUGCAAUAUCUGUGCAACCUGUUCUGGAGACGUUGGGUAA
Messenger RNA from Dendronephthya gigantea, 6223 nucleotides. RefSeq lists its product as uncharacterized. NCBI's taxonomy places the organism in Eukaryota, Metazoa, Cnidaria, Anthozoa, Malacalcyonacea, Nephtheidae. Gene Ontology annotation, molecular function: nucleic acid binding. Gene Ontology annotation, biological process: DNA integration. Bases 578 to 6223 code for a protein of 1881 amino acids. The transcript has 3 exons. The record is from RefSeq and is a predicted model, not a curated record.